UCUUUCUUCACCCUCCUCUGCAACUUCAAACUUCAAACUUCAACUUCAUCACCAUGCUCUGUUUUCUCUGUUUCUCUCUCUUCUUCUUCUUCUUCCUCCUUCGUUCUCUCUCCAAAUCCUCCGCUGCCCCUCGCCGGAAACUCCCCCUGCCCCCCGGCUCAAUGGGCUGGCCCUACAUGGGAGAAACCUUCCAGCUCUACUCUCAAGACCCCAAUGUCUUCUUUGCCUCUAAAAAGAAGAGAUAUGGGCCAAUUUUCAAGUCCCACAUAUUGGGGUAUCCUUGUGUGAUGGUUUCGAGCCCUGAGGCUGCCAAGUUUGUGCUUGUCACUAAAGCUCAUCUCUUUAAGCCUACAUUCCCGGCCAGUAAAGAGAGGAUGCUCGGCAAAAAUGCCAUCUUUUUUCAUCAAGGAGAUUACCAUGCCAAAUUGAGGCGGCUCGUGCUUCGAACUUUCAUGCCUGAGAAGAUCCGAAACAUCGUCCCGUCGAUCGAAUCCAUUGCCAAGAACACCGUUCAAUCUUGGGAAGGCCAAUCCAUCAACACCUUCCAAGAAAUGAAGAUGUUCGCAUUCGAGGUUUCGUUGCUUUCGAUAUUCGGAAAAGACGAAGCUCUCUACUUUGAGGACCUGAAGCGAUGCUACUACAUUCUCGAGAAAGGCUACAAUUCGAUGCCGAUAAACCUGCCCGGAACACUCUUCCACAAGGCCAUGAAAGCCAGGAAAGAGCUAGCAAAUAUCCUCACCAAGAUCCUCUCAACCAGGAGAGAAAUGAAGCGCGACCACAACGACCUCCUCGGAUCGUUCAUGGGCGAAAAGGAAGGCCUCACCGACGAGCAGAUCGCCGAUAACGUCAUCGGUCUCAUCUUCGCCGCCCGGGACACGACCGCGAGUGUUCUAACAUGGAUCUUGAAGUAUCUAGGAGAAAACCCAAGUGUUCUUCAAGCUGUCACUGCUGAACAAGAAGCAAUAAUGAAAGCAAAACAGAGUGGAGAUGAUAAUCUCACCUGGGGUGACACCAAAAACAUGCCAGUCACUUCAAGGGUCAUUCAAGAAACUCUAAGAGUGGCCUCUGUUCUAUCAUUUACCUUCAGAGAAGCAGUGGAAGAUGUUGAAUUUGAUGGAUAUUUGAUUCCAAAAGGAUGGAAAGUUUUGCCUCUCUUCAGAAACAUUCAUCACAGCCCAGAAAUUUUCCCCCACCCUGAAAAGUUUGACCCUUCAAGAUUUGAGGUUGCUCAAAAGCCCAAUACCUACAUGCCAUUUGGCAAUGGGACCCACUCCUGCCCAGGAAAUGAAUUGGCCAAGCUGGAGAUGCUGGUUCUACUCCAUCAUUUAACCACAAAGUACAGGUGGAGUGUAGUGGGAGCACAAGAAGGGAUUCAAUACGGCCCUUUUGCCCUUCCCCACAAUGGACUGCCCAUUAGAAUCUCUCUAAAGAAGUAGAGAGAGAGAGAAAGAAGAUUGUUCCAAAAAUUUGAGUCCCAAAAUUCAGAUAGCAGUUUCUAAAUGUAGAAACAGUUUGCCUUGGAAAAUUGCUCUUCUCUCUCUCUGCGAUCCAAAAAUAAAGAAAUAGUUAACAUAUUCAAGAUAACGUAUUUACGAAAUACCCUCUCGGUGGAGUCAGAAUCAGACCAAAUGCUGGGUCAUGGAUCAGAAGAGAGAGAGGGGGGAGGAGAGAGAAACCCACCUUGUUUUUUGGGGAAGGGGACAGUUUAUGACUCACAAGAGAGUCAUUAUUAGUUAUAAGUAUAGAGAUGGAUAUAGUUUUAAAUGGCAAAGCCAGAAGAAGAAGAAGAAAACAAAGCCUUAUUCAAUCUGACCAACAACAAUAUCUGCAAGGCACCAAAAAUCAACGGUCCUCAUUUUUUUGCCCUUUUUAUUCUUUUUUAUUUUACAAUUUUCAUGAGAUGAAAAGAGGAAAAGUCCUCAAGGAAUGAUUGAUGUAUUUACAUUUACAUACCAAUAUUUUUUUUUCCCUUUUUCUUUUUGUUGUAACCAAAAAUUGCCGCAAGGCCAAUAAAUCUAAAUAAACGUUCUUCUCGAGUUAUUUGGAUGA
Momordica charantia (bitter melon) is the source of this 2049-nucleotide messenger RNA. RefSeq names its product cytochrome P450, family 707, subfamily A, polypeptide 1 (gene CYP707A1). Gene Ontology annotation, biological process: abscisic acid metabolic process; sterol metabolic process. The record is from RefSeq and is a predicted model, not a curated record. Gene Ontology annotation, molecular function: iron ion binding; (+)-abscisic acid 8'-hydroxylase activity; heme binding. NCBI's taxonomy places the organism in Eukaryota, Viridiplantae, Streptophyta, Magnoliopsida, Cucurbitales, Cucurbitaceae.